UAUUUUUUUCAUAGUUAUUUUUGUCACGGAAAGUAUUCUAUCAAAGUCGGAGCUCCCAAUGGCAGGAACCAUGUUUAUAAAGAAAGCACUUCUUAUUCAAGCAAACCAGGUCUAUCCUGCCAACAUGGGGCCUCCCACUCAGCUUCUCCUCCUCCUGCUGCUUCUCCAGUCACAGGAAUGGGGUGCAGUUUCACAGGACAGCAUGACCCCGUUGAUGGUGAACCGGGUUCUGGGGGAGUUGAUAACUCUUGCCCUGAAGUUUCCCACGGAAGAGAAGGCCAGGUCCAUCACCUGGGUUUACAAUGGAACAUCUAUUGCCUUCAUAAGUCUAAGGGAAGACCAAAGUUCAGAACCCCACGUGACCGACCCAAAACUAAGAGAGCGGCUGAGCUUCACUGGGUGCUGCUCCUUGCAGCUCAGCAACUUGACGACGGCAGACACAGGAUCUUACACAGCCCAGAUAGCCACAGAGACCUCUACGAAGUUUUUCACUUAUGCUCUGAGGAUCUUCCAGCGGCUGCCAAGGCCUCAAGCUGAAGUACAGACCAUCACCUAUGAGAACGGGACCUGUAAUGCCAUCUUCAGGUGUUCUGUGGAGGAAGGAAGACAGGGCAUCACAUAUGUGUGGUCAGCAGUGGGAUCAGGGACUGUUGUGUCCCAGAUGGGAUCUGUCCUCAGUGACUCCUGGAGCCUUGGUGAUCUGGACCGGAACUAUACCUGCACAGUUAUGAAUCGUGUUAGCAAUAGCAGCUCCAUUCCCUUCCUUGCUCGGCAGCUCUGUGCAGGUCCUAAGGCAGCUGAAGUCACCUAUUGUCCAGUGAAAUGGAUUUUCCUGGGGAAGGGGCUUCUUCUCCUUGUAUUUCUAGGGAUUCUAGGAACUUGGCAUAUCCAGACAUGGGUGCUCAGCAAACCCCUUAGGUCUCAGGGUAACCAGAGGCCACCAGCGGCCCAAGAGAGCCAGGGCCACUGAUGAGGCCACUCCUUU
Otolemur garnettii (small-eared galago) is the source of this 985-nucleotide messenger RNA. RefSeq names its product SLAM family member 6-like. The record is from RefSeq and is a predicted model, not a curated record. Lineage: Eukaryota; Metazoa; Chordata; Mammalia; Primates; Galagidae. Gene Ontology annotation, cellular component: external side of plasma membrane. The coding region runs from base 59 to 970 and encodes 303 amino acids. Gene Ontology annotation, biological process: T cell activation. The transcript has 5 exons.